This is a messenger RNA of Cyphellophora attinorum, 519 nucleotides long. RefSeq lists its product as uncharacterized. The record is from RefSeq and is a predicted model, not a curated record. The transcript is spliced from 2 exons. Lineage: Eukaryota; Fungi; Ascomycota; Eurotiomycetes; Chaetothyriales; Cyphellophoraceae. Bases 1 to 519 code for a protein of 172 amino acids.
AUGGCGAAUCCGUCCUGCAGCAUCAUUCAAGACUUUGACGCUCAGAAGAUCUCGAAACAGCCAGGAAGCGUUGCUGAAGCAAUCAUCAUCAUUGAAUCCAAAGAAUUGUUGUUCAUGAAUGAGGCUCAGAUGGUUCGCCUCAGACGGUUCGUACAGAAGCCGAGUCAGCCUGGAUCAAGCUAUGCAUCGACUCUCCGUUCGAGAGCUCGAUCCAGUGUCGUGGAUAUCCGACGAAAAGACCAUUGCGAGCCUGGGAAGAGCAGCCGUCGUCUUGGCUGGACCGAGGUUGGUGUAGAUCUCGGAACCAGCACCACCAAUGCAACUCCUUGGCUCAAGACCAUCAGCAGCCUGGGUGCAAUUGUUGAUGCUGCGAUCAUUGUGCCGGCGGUGAGCGUCGCGGCGGUCCAGGAGGAAAGCGAAUUGGACAUAUUGCCCUCGGAGAAGAGACGGAAAGCAGUCUGGCUCUGCGACAAGAACGCCGCCCUCAUCGCACAGAAUGAGCCACACAAACUGCUCUAA